AGAGAGGGGCCGGUCCUACCCGCCCCUAUUUAAGGCGGUGGCCGUCGAGGGGCGGCUCCGAGAGAUGGCGGCUCCGCGCCGACCGAGCGGCGGGGGGCUGCGGCGGGCGCCGCAGGACGGGCGGCUGGAGGAGAUCAAUAAGGAAUUUCUCUGUGACCCAAAGUUCAGCGAUGAAGAAGAUCUGGAGGAGAAGUUGGCAGCGUUCAAAGAGAAGUACAUGGAGUUUGACCUGAACAACCAAGGCGAGAUUGACUUGAUGUCUGUCAAAAGAAUGAUGGAGAAGCUGGGGGCUCCAAAGACCCACCUCGAACUGAAGAAGAUGAUCUCGGAGGUGACCGGAGGGGUCAGCGAGACCAUCUCCUACCAGGACUUUGUCAACGUGAUGCUUGGGAAACGCUCUGCUGUGCUCAAACUGGUGAUGAUGUUUGAAGGAAAAGCCAAUGAAGGCAACCCAAAACCAUCUGGUCCGCCUCCGGAAAGAGACAUAGCCAGCCUGCCUUGAAGAGGACAGGCUGGACAACAGGCACUGUUUGCUUUGCUGGUCUGUAACAGAGGUUACCUGUGCUUUGUUACUCUUUACUAUGGACAGUCCUAGUUUUCGACUAACCUGCCUUAGAGGAACAGCAAGGGAAGCUGGAGACCCCCAGUUCGUGUCUUUCUGCUGCAUCCCUUAGCAACGUGAUUUGUUAGAGAGAAGCUGUAGCAUCAAGUAUAAUGUGAGACCAAAAAACCCCAUAAUCCUGUGAUCUUCCUCUUUCCUCUGCCCUUCCUGCAUUUCUCAGAUGAGGAGCUACUUUCCUCCCAGUGUAGGGAUUCAGAGCUGUGCUUGUCCUGACCUUGGCCUUGCAGCCAGACAUUGAGCAUCUCUCUGACAGCAGUUUCAUGGGUGGAAAGAACUAAGUGCCUUCUCUUCUCUGUCCUACACUUCCUGACUUUGGACUCAUUCUUCCCCUCCUGACCUCACCAAAACACAAGUCAGGCUCACACCUCUGUGGCCUAUCUGAUGCUAGGUGAAUGGUGGAAGGUGCAUGGACAUAGAGGUGUGCCUGCAGAGCCUUUCACCUCGAUGAUGGGCAUGGCUGACUGCAGGGACAGCUUCUGCCCACUCCUUGGGUUCAUCCUGCAGUCAGAUCUCAGUGGGUUCACUUGCCACUGCAAGCGAGGAGGGUAAAAGCUACCGGAGGGUCUCCCUUCCUGAUGAAUCUCUGCUUGGAUCCAGUCAGGAGCAUCACCUCCCAGCGGGUUAUCUGUCCUGUCCAUCGAGUGCAGAAACAAGCCUGCUGUUCCACCUUUGCAGCCCCUCGGGGAGGCCAAGGGGAAAUUAAACCAUUCAGGUGAAUGGAAGGUGGGUGAUGGAGCUGUGAGCCCCACCAGAGCAGCAGCAGUGAGGUCUGUCCUCAUGCACAUGCUCUGCCCCCCUGUGUGUCUUUCAGUGUGGUCCCCUGCACUAUGAGAUCCAUUUCCUUGAGGGACAAGCCCUCAAGCCUGCAGAAUCAGAAUGGGUGUAAGUGUGGGCAAUGAGCUGGCAUCCAGAUGUAGCUGGGCUUGUGCUCCCCACACUGUGGCUACUGCAGUGAUUCUUGCUCUAUACUUGCUUUCUGGAAUCCAGAUGUUUCCUCUUUGCCCUUUCCCUCCUCUUUUCUUACAUUUCCUUGGCAGCUUUUAACUUUUUUUUUUUAAAUCAUGGUUUAAUAAAUAAUUUUUGAAAGGAAACGCUGAUGAUUGACUCCGCUGGGCAAUGGCUCCUGCCAAAGGCUGCACUUUGAAAUAAAACCCAACAUUCUUGCUACUGUUUGCGUGAAAACCAAAUCUGUAACGGGAGAGGAAAAUGAUGAGCGAAAGCAGCACCAGUCUACUUUAAGGACUGAAAAUAAAUCUUCUGAAGCUACA
Molecule: messenger RNA, 1890 nt
Organism: Neopsephotus bourkii (Bourke's parrot)
Lineage: Eukaryota; Metazoa; Chordata; Aves; Psittaciformes; Psittacidae
Gene: AIF1L
Product: allograft inflammatory factor 1 like
Exons: 5
Coding region: 65-502 (145 amino acids)
Biological process (GO): ruffle assembly; actin filament bundle assembly
Cellular component (GO): actin filament; ruffle membrane
Molecular function (GO): calcium ion binding; actin filament binding
Source: RefSeq, a predicted model, not a curated record